AGUGCCAGCAGAGCCUGGCCCAGGCCAUGACGGAGGUGGAGGCCGUGCUCGGGCUGCUCGAGGCCGCGGGAGCGCUCAGCCCCAGCGAGCGGCGGCAGCUGGACGAGGAGGCGGGAGGCGCCAAGGCGGAGCUGCUGCUCAAGCUGCUCCUGGCCAAGGAGCGGGACCACUUCCAGGACCUGCGGGCGGCGCUGGAUAAGCCGCAGCCUCACCUGCUGCCCAUUCUCUACCUGAACGGCGUCGUCGGGCCGCCGCAGCCCGCCGAGGGCGCCGGCUCUACCUACAGCGUCUUGUCCAUCAUGCCCUCAGACUCAGAAAGCAGCAGCUCCCUUAGCAGCGUGGGCACCACUGGGAAGGCUCCAUCCCCACCACCCCUCCUCACUGACCGCCAAGUGAACGAGAAGGUGGAGAACCUCUCCAUUCAGCUGCGGCUGAUGACCCGGGAGAGGAAUGAGCUGCGCAAGCGCCUGGCCUUCGCGACACACGGGACGGCCUUCGACAAAAGGCCCUACCACAGGCUGAAUCCCGACUAUGAGAGGCUGAAGAUCCAGUGUGUGCGAGCCAUGUCAGACCUGCAGAGCCUGCAGAACCAGCACACCAACGCCUUGAAGAGGUGCGAGGAGGUGGCCAAGGAGACUGACUUCUACCACACACUUCACAGCCGGCUCCUGAGUGACCAGACCCAGCUAAAGGAUGAUUUGGACAUGCUGAGGCGGGAGAAUGGGCAGCUGCUACGGGAGCGGAACCUGCUGCAGCAGUCAUGGGAGGACAUGAAGCGGCUCCACGAGGAGGACCAGAAGGAGAUUAGUGACCUUCGGGCCCAACAGCAGCAGGUGCUGAAACACAAUGGCUCAUCGGAGAUUCUCAACAAGCUGUAUGACACAGCCAUGGACAAGCUGGAGGUGGUCAAGAAGGACUAUGAGGCCCUGCGGAAGAGGUACAGUGAGAAAGUUGCCGUUCACAACUCGGACCUGAGCCGCCUGGAGCAGCUAGGGGAGGAGAACCAGCGCCUGCUGAAGCAGACAGAGAUGCUCACCCAGCAGAGGGACACCGCCAUCCAGCUGCAGCACCAGUGCGCCCUCUCCCUGAGGAGGUUUGAGGCAAUCCAUCAUGAGCUGAACAAGGCCACAGCCCAGAACAAGGACCUGCAGUGGGAGAUGGAGCUGCUACAGUCGGAGCUGACGGAACUGAGGACCACGCAGGUGAAGACCGCCAAGGAGUCAGAGAAGUACAAGGAGGAGCGGGACGCCGUGUACAGCGAGUACAAGCUCAUCAUGAGUGAGCGAGACCAGGUCAUCUCUGAGCUGGACAAGCUGCAGACCGAGGUGGAGCUGGCCGAGUCCAAGCUCAAGAGCAGCACGUCUGAGAAGAAGGCGGCCAGUGAGGAGAUGGAGGCGCUGCGGCAGAUCAAAGACACAGUGACAGUGGAUGCCGGGAGAGCCAACAAGGAGGUGGAAAUCCUUCGAAAGCAGUGCAAGACUCUGUGCCAGGAGCUGAAGGAAGCCCUUCAGGAGGCAGACGUGGCCAAGUGCCGGCGGGACUGGGCCUUCCAGGAGCGUGACAAGAUCGUGGCAGAGCGUGACAGCAUCCGGACCCUGUGUGACAACCUGAGGCGGGAGCGGGACCGGGCCGUGAGUGAACUGGCCGAGGCCUUGCGCAGCCUGGAUGACACUCGGAAACAGAAGAACGAUGUCAGCCGGGAGCUUAAGGAGCUCAAGGAGCAGAUGGAAUCCCACUUGGAAAAGGAGGCCCGGUUUCGGCAGCUGAUGGCCCACAGCUCCCAUGACUCGGCUAUUGACACGGAUUCCAUGGAGUGGGAAACAGAAGUUGUAGAGUUUGAAAGGGAGACGGAGGAGAUUGACUUGAAGGCGCUUGGGUUUGAUAUGGCCGAAGGUGUGAAUGAGCCUUAUUUUCCGGGGGACUGUGGCAUAUUUGUCACUAAAGUGGACAAAGGAAGUAUUGCUGAUGGUCGCUUAAGGGUCAAUGACUGGCUGUUGAGGAUCAACGAUGUGGACCUCAUCAACAAAGACAAGAAGCAGGCCAUGAAGGCUCUCCUCAAUGGGGACGGGGCCAUCAACAUGGUUGUGCGACGGAGGAAGUCCCUGGGCGGGAAGGUGGUCACGCCACUGCACAUCAACCUCAGUGGACAGAAAGAUAGUGGCAUCAGUCUGGAGAAUGGAGUGUAUGCUGCAGCUGUGGUACCCGGAAGCCCUGCCGCCAAAGAGGGGUCCCUUGCUGUGGGAGACAGGAUUGUCGCGAUCAAUGGCAUUGCACUGGACAACAAGUCUCUGAAUGAAUGUGAAUCUCUGCUGCGUAGCUGCCAGGACUCCUUGACCCUCUCCCUCCUGAAGGUGUUCCCUCAGAGCUCCUCAUGGAGUGGCCAGAACAUCUUUGAAAACAUCAAGGACUCUGACAAGAUGUUGAGCUUUCGAGGCCAUGGCCCAGAGGUCCAGGCUCAUAAUAAAAGGAACUUGAUGCAGCACAAUAACUCCACGCAGACGGAUAUCUUCUAUGCCGACAGGCUGGAGGACAGGAAGGAGCCGAGCCCCCCGGGGGGUAGCAGCUCUUUUCUGCACAAGCCGCUCCCUGGGGCACCCUUUCAGGUCUCCCCCCAGGCCUGUCCCAGCACCUCUGAGCGUAGCCUGAGCUCUUUCCGCUCAGACGCCUCUGGAGAGCGUGGCUAUGGGCUGGUGGAUGUGCGUAGCCGGCGGCCACUGCUGCCCUUCGAGACCGAUGGGGGCCCCUGUGGGGCAGUGGAGGCUCCCCUGGAUAAGGCGGACACUGAGGGCUCUAAUAGCGGUGGGACCUGGCCCAAGGCUGUGCUCAGCUCCACGGCAGGGCCCGAGAAGCUCUCUGUUUACAAGAAGCCAAAGCAAAGAAAGUCCAUCUUUGACCCGAACACUUUCAAACGCCCCCAGACGCCCCCCAAAAUAGACUACCUGCUCCCAGGCCCUGGGCCUACUCACUCCCCUCAGCCCUCUAAGAGAGUGGGGCCUCUGACGCCUCCAAAACCUCCCAGGAGAAGUGACUCCAUCAAAUUCCAGCACAGACUAGAAACCAGCUCUGAGUCAGAGGCCACCCUGGUGGGCAGCUCCCCUUCCACCAGCCCCCCGAGUGCUCUGCCACUCAGCAAGGACCCUGGAGAACCCAUGCAUGCAUCGCCCCCUCGCAAGGCCAAGGUCCGCAUCGCUUCCAGCUACUACCCUGAAGGGGAUGGGGACUCCUCCUACCUGCCAGCCAAGAAGUCCUGUGAUGAGGACCUCACCUCCCAGAAGGCGGACGAGCUGGGGCAGAAGCGCCGCCGGCCCAAGUCUGCUCCCAGCUUUCGGCCCAAGCUUGCUCCAGUAGUGAUUCCUGCUCAGUUCCUGGAGGAACAGAAGUGCAUCCCCACCAGUGGAGACCUCUCCCCUGAGCUCCAGGAGUGGUCCCCUUACUCACCAGGGCAUUCCAGUCGGCACAGCAACCCCCCACUGUACCCCAGCAGGCCGUCUGUGGGCACCGUUCCCCGGAGUAUGACCCCUAGUACCACCGUGAGCUCUAUUCUGCGGAACCCCAUCUACACUGUGCGCAGCCACAGGGUUGGCCCAUGCAGCUCCCCACCUGUGCCCCGAGAUGUUGGCCCCCAAGGAUUGCAUCCCAGUGUCCAGCACCAGGGACGGCUGAGCCUGGAUCUGAGCCACAGGACCUGCAGCGACUACUCAGAGAUGCGAGCCUCCCACGGGUCCAACUCGCUGCCCUCCAGUGCCCGCCUCGGGUCAUCAAGUAACUUGCAGUUCAAGGCAGAACGUAUUAAAAUCCCUUCGACGCCAAGAUAUCCCCGGUCUGUCGUGGGGUCUGACAGAGGUUCCUUGUCACAUUCUGAAUGCAGCACUCCCCCGCAAUCACCUCUGAACAUCGACACCCUGUCCUCUUGUAGCCAGUCCCAGACCUCAGCUUCCACCUUGCCCAGGAUUGCCGUCAACCCUGCAUCCCUUGGGGAGCGAAGAAAGGACAGGCCCUAUGUGGAGGAGCCACGCCAUGUGAAGGUGCAGAAGGGCUCGGAGCCGCUGGGCAUCUCCAUCGUGAGCGGAGAGAAGGGUGGAAUCUACGUCUCUAAGGUGACCGUGGGAAGCAUCGCUCACCAGGCCGGCCUCGAGUAUGGGGAUCAGUUACUUGAGUUCAAUGGCAUAAACCUGCGGAGCGCCACGGAACAGCAGGCCCGGCUAAUCAUUGGGCAGCAGUGCGACAGCAUCACCAUCCUGGCCCAGUACAACCCGCACAUGCACCAGCUCAGCAGCCACUCGCGGUCCAGCUCCCACCUGGACCCUGCCGGUACUCACUCCACUCCCCAGGGUGGCAGUGCCACCAUGCCGGAGUAUCCAUCUGUCAUCGACCCGCUGAUGGAGCAGGACGAGGGCCCUGGCACUCCCCCGGCAAAGCAGAGCACCCCCAGCACCAGGAUUGUGGGAGAUGCCAGUAGGAAGACUCUGGACCCACGUGUUGUCUUCAUCAACAAGUCCCAGCUGGAGCUCGGGGUGCACUUAUGUGGCGGGAAUCUGCAUGGGGUAUUUGUGGCUGAGGUGGAGGAUGACAGCCCUGCCAAGGGUCCCGAUGGCCUUGUACCAGGGGACCUCAUCCUAGAGUAUGGCAGUUUGGACAUGCGGAACAAGACGGUGGAGGAGGUGUAUGUGGAGAUGCUGAAGCCCAAGGACAGCAUCCGGCUGAAGGUGCAGUACCGCCCUGAGGAGUUCAGCAAGAUCAAGAGCCUGCCUGGUGACAGCUUCUAUAUCAGGGCCCUGUACGACCGGCUGGCAGAAGUAGAGCAUGAGCUGAGCUUUAAAAAAGACGACAUCCUCUACGUGGAUGAUACCUUGCCCCAGGGCACGUUUGGGUCCUGGAUGGCUUGGCAGCUAGACGAGAAUGCCCAGAAGAUCCAGCGUGGGCAGAUUCCCAGCAAAUAUGUGAUGGACCAAGAAUUCUCCAGGAGAUUCAGCAUGUCCGAGGUCAAAGAUGACAACAGCGCUGCGAAGACACUGUCAGCAGCUGCGCGCCGGUCAUUCUUUCGAAGGAAACAUAAGCACAAACGCAGUGGGUCCAAAGACGGGAAAGACCUCCUCGCCUUGGACACCUUUUCUAAUGACUCCAUUCCACUCUUUGAAGAGACAGUGAGCCUGGCCUAUCAGCGGGUCCAGAAGGUGGACUGUACCUCUCUGAGGCCAGUCCUGGUUCUGGGCCCCUUGCUGGACGUGGUGAAGGAGAUGCUGGUGAACGAGGCACCCGGCAAGUUCUGCAGGUGCCCCCUCGAGGUGAUGAAGGCCUCCCAACAGGCCAUUGAGCGGGGUGUCAAAGACUGCCUGUUUGUUGACUAUAAACGGAGGAGUGGCCAUUUUGAUGUGACCACGGUGGCUUCAAUCAAGGAGAUAACAGAAAAGAACCGGCACUGCCUCCUGGACAUCGCCCCCCACGCCAUCGAGCGGCUGCACCACAUGCACAUCUACCCCAUCGUCAUCUUCAUCCACUACAAGAGUGCCAAGCACAUCAAGGAACAGAGAGACCCCAUCUACCUGAGGGACAAGGUGACUCAGAGGCAUUCCAAAGAGCAGUUUGAGACAGCUCAGAAGAUUGAGCAGGAGUACAGCAGGUACUUCACAGGGGUCAUCCAGGGAGGAGCCCUGUCAAGCAUUUGCACUCAGAUCUUGACAAUGGUCAAUCAAGAACAAAGUAAAGUCCUGUGGAUUCCAGCCUGCCCACUCUAGGAGAACACCAUGCUGUGGACUGGCCAUGGCUGCCCACCAGCAUGGAGACCUGGUCAGCUCUUUUCUAGCGACUGAAAAAUAGAGGCCUGUCUGUAUACAAACACGCAGGGGAAGGAUCCCGGACCAGGACUCCAAAAGCACCUCCUCAAAGACAGAGGGCCCUGGCUGCACAGGAUCUGGGCCCGGGCCAGCAGACUCUGCCCCUCUCACACGUGUGCUUUACAACAGAACAGCAAACACAGAAGACUUUUGACAGAGGGGCUCAGCACCCACCUUUCUUUAGCCAGCCGAUCAGAGAUGCUGCAAAGAGAACCUUUCAGAUCACAAGUUUACAAGCCUUUUCUAAGUAUUUGGUUGUUUAUGUUUACUUGAACGGCUCCAUGUUGUCGGUGCCCAGCCCCUCCUUCCCCCGGCCACCCCCUUGUUGCUUUGGUGUUGAUUUUGUCCCUAUCUUUGGCAAGAUGACCCUGGAACUUCGUGGCAGGCUUUGCUUUGGGAGGUUCUUGUCAGUGGGACCAGAGCUUUGACAGACUUCCUGCUCCUCGGUGGCACCUCUCCUGGAAGGACCUCAUGACUGCAGGUGCUCAGACCGCCGGUGGUGGCAGAACCAGUGCCUUGUGGGGCCCACUUGCUGGUUGACAGUGUUUUUCUCCUGCACGGGGGAAGGCGACUUUGGCAUUCUUACAAACUUCCCUCGGCCUUUCUCAUUCCUGCCUUCCACAGCCGUGUCUUCUCCAUCUGCAUUUAUUAUUUAAGCAUCAUGUCUGGUCCAUGGGAGCACCUUGGGCUCACGACGACACCGUUGGUUCCCGGCAGGGUUAAGCUAGGCUGAUGCAUGCCGCUGGGUUCUCUAGGUUCUGCCAAUCACGACAGCCUUUAUCAAGUGCAAUGUUUGCAGGGUAAUUCUUAAACUUUAUGGAACGUGGCAGGUGCACCAGUUCUUUUGGAUAUGAAAACAUUCAUGUUUCAGACUGAAUUAAGUACUUUUAGGAGAAAUAUCAAUGGUUAGUGUUGUCACUAUCACCAGUCUAAAAAGAAAAACCAGGACCUUUUUCAUCUUGGUUACAGCACUCAUGGCAUGAACCUUACUCCAUAAGGACGUCUCCAUUGGGGGGGUUUUGUUGUUGCUCUUCUGAUGCCGGAGAUGUCUGGCUGAAGAUUUGACGUGGUUUCUCCUUAAACUGUGUGUCCUGUUAAUAGUAGGUACUGUACUGGGCUCCCUGUAAGUGUCAUUGGGGUAGGACCUGUAUUUUAGUACUGUUCCUGACAUUUCAUUUUAUUAGCCAGAAAUCUCUGAUUUCAUUUUAUUCUUUGUAAUUCUAGACACUAGAUUGUAGUUUAGCCAUUACUGACUUUUUUUUUUUU
Molecule: messenger RNA, 7100 nt
Organism: Tupaia belangeri chinensis (Chinese tree shrew)
Lineage: Eukaryota; Metazoa; Chordata; Mammalia; Scandentia; Tupaiidae
Gene: DLG5
Product: discs large MAGUK scaffold protein 5
Biological process (GO): negative regulation of hippo signaling; regulation of apoptotic process
Cellular component (GO): plasma membrane
Molecular function (GO): protein binding
Source: RefSeq, a predicted model, not a curated record